AUGUCACUGGUAGAGAAAAAGCAAGAAGCUGAUUACACAAAAGAUGUGGAUGCAGCGGAAGCACAAGUAGAGUCAUUGGCAAAAUCUGGAAAAGUAAACGAAGCCCUUGAACAGAUCUUGGCACUCGAAAAGAAAGCACGUAAUGGUGCUGAUUUGGCAAGCACAUCCAGAUUAUUAUUGAUGGCCGUUUUGUUGUUACGUACCACUCCAAGUGUUACACAACCUUCGUUUGACCAAUUGAACGAAACAAUCUCAGCGCUUUCAAAGAGACAUGGCCAGUUAAAACAAGCUGUCACAAAGAUGGUAGGAGCGGCAAUGUGUUUCUUAUUCGCACCUGGAAUUGGAGAAUCAGGCAAGAGACCAGAAGAUCGUGCAGCAGAAGAAGAAGAUGACGGAGAGGAGACUUUGGAAAAGAAACCAAAAGAAGACAAAGCAAAGGAAGCUGUCAAGACUGCAAAAAACGAUACUCCAGAUGAUGCAGAAAAAGCAGAGAAACGACAAAAGAUGAAAGAGGCAAUCGAUAUUGAUGACAAAGGUGAAGGACAGGAGAACGAAGGAGUGAAGAGAUUGAUGGAAAAAGCAAAGAGCAUUGGAGAUCAAGGGCUUACGGAAGCACAAAAGCUGCAAUUAGUAGAAACCAUUAGACAAGUUACUGAAGGAAAGAUCUUUGUUGAAGUGGCAAGAGCGCGUUCGACCCUCCUAUUGGCACAAAUGUUGGAACGGGAUGGCAAGACAACAGAAGCAGCAGAAAAGCUAGGUGAUCUUGCCGUCGAAACAUUUGGAAGUAUGGACAGACGUGAAAAGCACGAAAUCAUUCUAGAACAAAUGCGUUUGUACAAAGCUGCUGGAGAUUGGGCAAGAAUGGGCAUCACAGGAAAAAAGAUCAACACAAAGUUCUUUGCAAAAGGAAAACAUGCCGAUUUGAAACUACGCUUUUACGAUUUGAUGAUCAUCCUUUCGCUGCAUAACAGAAAGACUCUAGACGUCUGCAAGCAUUACCACGAAAUUUACGAUACAAAACCAAUCAAGGAUGACUCCUCUAAAGCCGCUGAAGCGUUGCGAAACAUUGUCGUCUUCCUUGUUUUGAGUCCGUAUGACAAUGAGCAAAGCGACUUGAUGGCACGAACUGAACGAUUGGAAGACCUCGACAAGGUUCCAGAACAUAAAAAUUUACUCAAAUGCUUUACCACCCCAGAAUUGAUGCGAUGGCCCGGAAUUGAAGCUCUAUACAGCCCAAUUUUGCGAAACACAUCAACAUUUGACAAGUCUGAAGAGGGAGAAUACCGUUGGGAGGAGCUUCACAAACGAGUCGUCGAGCACAAUAUCCGUACAGUAGCAAGAUAUUACACAAAGAUUACCCUACAGCGACUAUCACAAUUAUUGGACCUCUCUCAAGAUGCAACAGAAACAUCUUUGGCAGGCUUGGUGACCAAUCAUACCGUUCAUGCACGAAUUGAUCGCCCGGCCGGUUUGGUGAACUUUGAGAAGAAGAAAGAUGUCGCCGAACAAUUGAACGGAUGGACACACGAUAUGACUUCCUUGCUCAAUCUUGUCGAGAAUACAUCUCAUUUGAUUGCAAGAGAAUACGCUGUCAGUCGAGCUGGUCUAACGGCCGCCGCAGCUACUACUUCAUCAUGAUUGUUAGUGUUUUUGUUGUACAUGUGUAAUAAAAUACAAUAUAAUCUCAUUAUCAAGCUUCUUGAAAGACU
Messenger RNA from Meira miltonrushii, 1709 nucleotides. RefSeq names its product putative RPN5-26S proteasome regulatory subunit. NCBI's taxonomy places the organism in Eukaryota, Fungi, Basidiomycota, Exobasidiomycetes, Exobasidiales, Brachybasidiaceae. The record is from RefSeq and is a predicted model, not a curated record. The transcript has a single exon. Gene Ontology annotation, cellular component: nuclear proteasome complex; cytoplasm; proteasome regulatory particle, lid subcomplex. Bases 1 to 1638 code for a protein of 545 amino acids.